AUGGAGACGCCGCAAAAAACUGUAACUCAGAAUGAGACUCCUGUUUCUAAACUCAAAGUCAAGAACUCUCCAGUGUUCAACUACAUAAACAGUCUGUCUCCAAUAAAACCUGUCAAAUCAAUCCCAAUCGUUCACACAUUUGGCUCUCUCAGCCCUGUCUUCACUUCCCCUCACACACCUUCUCACAAAGGUUCUCGUUUCAAAAGUCAUAAUACUAACUCCUCUGGUCCUUCCAAAGAGUUAGUAGAAGAAGUUUUACUUGAAACCAUACCUCAACAAAUACUCAAGGAUGAUGACUGUAUUUCUACUCCUCCUCGUAGAGCUCCUACCAAUGAUUGUUCUUGUGGAGAUGGUAAGACCGAUCUGCAGAAGAUGUGUGAUGACAAUGUUAAGCGGAAAAGUGAUACUCCAGAUUGGGAAACUCUGUUUCCGGAUACUCCUGAAAUGUUGACUUAUGACUCACUUAAUGAUUCAGAGGCUGAUAGAUGCUUCUUGCCAGCAUCAUCAGACUCCAAAAUACAUUCAUGUGGUGGUGCAAAGCCUACGUUGGAGCCCAUUUCGAACAGCAAAGAGUCGCCAGCUGCUCUUCACCGUGGAGUUACAAGACGCCUUCUAGACUUUGAGAUGCCUUACAAGCAAACGUCAGAAAAAUCUUCAUCGCGAUUUGUAGUGCCUAACACUGGUCUGCAUCUUGACAACAUUGUAAUGUCAUCCGGAAUUAAAGCAGUGGAAAAUGAAACCGAGGAAGCUGCAGGACAAAGUGUAGCGGAAGAGGUUCCAAAGUCUUCUUUAGCUUUAGUGGUAAUGAAUCAAAAUUGUCCAAAAAAGAAAAGACUUAAGUCUGAACAAGCAGGGGAAGGAGAGUCAUCAUGUAAACGGUGCCACUGCAAAAAGUCUAAAUGUUUGAAACUUUACUGUGAAUGCUUUGCUGCUGGAGUUUAUUGCAUGGAUUCAUGUUCAUGUGUAGAUUGCUUCAACAAACCAAUCCAUGAAGACACUGUCUUAGCGACUCGCAAAAAGAUUGAAUCCCGAAACCCACUUGCUUUUGCUCCUAAAGUCAUUAGAAAUACUGAUUCUUCUUCCAUCAUGGAAGUUGGUGGUGAGGCAAGCAAAACUCCAGCUUCAGCGCGACAUAAAAGAGGUUGCAACUGCAGGAAAUCAAACUGUCUGAAGAAAUAUUGUGACUGCUAUCAGAGCGGAGUUGGUUGUUCCAUAAACUGUAGAUGUGAAGGAUGUAAGAAUGCAUUUGGCAGAAAAGAUGGGUCUUCAUUUGUAGGCAUGGAUAUCAAACAAGAUGAUCAAAGCAAAACAGCGAGAACACAACAGAAGGCCGAGUUGUUUAGUUCUGUUCCAUUUCCAACUUCAACACCAAUGUCAUUAAGACAACCAUUGGCUCAACUUCCCAUCUCAUCAAACAACAGGCUGCUUUCUCAACAGUCUCGGGAUCUUCAUGGAGCUUCUGGAUCUACCUUAUACGAGAGCCAAUCUUUCAGAAAACAAGGCAUGAGUUUGUUGUCUCAUUCAAGGACUGAGACAACCACAGAGGAAAGAGCAGAGGAUAUUGAGAAUGUAAUCCCAUCUCAAGUAACUAAUAUCAAUGCAAUGUCUCCCAACAGCAAAAGUGUCGACUACAUGGAGAAGAAAAGGUGGAAGGAAGCUGUUACUGACCAUUCCAACUUGCCCUUCUCUCACUCCACAGCACAACAUAUUCUUUGA
Molecule: messenger RNA, 1716 nt
Organism: Eruca vesicaria subsp. sativa (arugula)
Lineage: Eukaryota; Viridiplantae; Streptophyta; Magnoliopsida; Brassicales; Brassicaceae
Source: the annotation of a GenBank genome assembly